AUGACUGAAGCAACCAGUUUGGCUAGGAUUCCGGAAGAAGCAAAAAUUUUAUUUGGCGAAGUGAAUGUAGAAGAGUAUUGUAAAAAACAAAAAAUUUCAAUGGAAGCCUUCGAAAAAUUGCGCCGUCAGGUUAUCGAGUUAAAUAAAGUCAAACCGAAACGAGGCCUUGAAUUGUUGGACAAGUUAAAUACACGUCUGACAAAUUAUUUAUCCAUCGGAUGUUCCGGCAUCAAUGAUUUAUUGGCGGGGGGAUUACAUCUCGGAGAUAUCACGGAGAUCAGUGGAGAGUCAACUACAGGAAAAACACGGUUGUGCUAUGCAGCAACGCUUUCUACAGCAUGUUUAAAUGUCGAUAACACAGUCUUAUAUAUUGAUACCUUGAACUCAUUUUCACCCGAGUUGAUGCGUAUCCUAUUUCAGGAAAGCGAUAGGUUUGUAGACGCGAGAGACCAAGGGAUGUGCGCUGAAAAUGUAUUUCGGAGAAUUAGAAUCUCGAGAAAUUGCAUGGAUGUCUUUGCGGUGUUUUCCCUUGUUGAAGAUUUACGUCAGAAACUUCAAGUAAAGGUAUUCGCAACAAUAAGGAAUGGUAAUACAAUUAGUCCAACAACUAAUCUCGCUAAAUUCCGUCAGUCUGAAGACUCUUUUUAUUCCGGCUUGAAAUUGGUGGUGUUGGACUCCAUUGCACCAUUAUUCUUGCCGAUUUUGGGAGGAUAUGCGGAUGAAAAAGCAAAUUCGCUGAUGACAAGUUUAACGCGAAUGCUCCGAGAUUUAGCCAGAGAGCAUGAUAUAGCCAUCCUGGUGACCAAUUCUGUUGAAAACUCUCGUUCAACCAAUCCCAUGUCUGCUUUUGCUUCGACAACAGCAAAACCUGCAUUAAAGACAACGUGGACAUAUAUGCCCGAUGUUACCUUACUUCUCACUUUAGGCGAAGAUAUUGGUUUAAAACAACGUGUUUACAUUAAUCAGCAGGGAAGCGAAGUCUCCGGAGUGCCGAGAAUUUGCGAAGUUUUACGCUCUCAUACUGGGAUUAUACCUUGUGGAUCCAGUGUUGCGAUCAGGGGGCUUCAGGCUCAGUUUCUAUUAAUUCAUAUCACAGGGUCAAACGGAAUUCUUUCCAAUCUCGGUAUAAGGUGCGAUAGGAAUGGAAUUUUGCUUCUCAGUAGUUCUGUGGAACGAAAAGAUGAACUCAUAAAUCAAAGUUUCAAACGAAAUUCCUGUGAUUCUAUUUGA
Messenger RNA from Acaulospora morrowiae, 1230 nucleotides. The record is from the annotation of a GenBank genome assembly. Lineage: Eukaryota; Fungi; Glomeromycota; Glomeromycetes; Diversisporales; Acaulosporaceae.